GUUUGGAACUCUUACAUGAUAGAUGCGUGACGACUGCUAGUUCGUCCCAUGGAUGACCUCUGGAGCCCUGAACCUUCUCGGGGUAAGCCCCCGUUGCUCGACCCGGAGCUGGAGAAUGAAGGGCAACAACGACAACGGGUAUCUCGUCCUAAUGCUGCCGCACGCCACUCGAAACGCUUGACACUCAAUUUUCCUAUCACCACACCCCCCGUUUCGUCUGAUCUGGCCUCGCCGUCCACACACAUCAUGUCGCCACUCGCCAGUUCCUCGACGUUUCCCUCCCCGGGUCGAUCCUCAACCGCAACCCCAGCGUUGAGUGAACCCGUCGAUGAAGGAUACAUGUUCCUAACCGCUCUUGCGGCCCAGGAGAGAAAGGUGCUGGAGCUAAGAGAAGAACUUCAAAAGGCUGAAGCCGAACUUGUGAGCCUAAAAAAACAGUGGGCUAUGGGGGAGAAAGGAAGGAGGAGGACCGAGAUCGUCCAUCACGCAGAAGUGAUGAAACCCCUCAAGACGCCGGCUGAUGAACCGACUGCGAACGGUAUCGAUCCUGAACGAGCCGCGCCUUCUGACCUUACCAAAGUCGCAUUGCAGACAAGAAUGAGUCGCGAGCUGGAUAGAAGGAAUACCUUGAGGCAGUUAACCCAGCAAUAUCCUACCGGAAAUGGCUCCAUUUCAUCCGGACGUCCGCGAACGGUUUUUCAAAGUUCUCGUCACGUCAGAACUCUCUCGUUGCUGUCCCCUAACGGGCUGGAACCUCUAUCCCUCGGAACGAAUACCAGUUCGUCGCGAAACCCUCAGCUUGUUAGAGGAUCCAGUCACCCCAGAUCUGCCACUCUUCCUUCCCUUGAUCGCGACGACCCGAAAAAUGCCGAAGGUGCUAUCUCUACGGCCAGAAUAAAAAUGCAAGAUGAGCGGAAUUUAUGGCGGCGUUCAUUGCCAAUGACUCAAGAUGGGACCGCUGAGACGCUGAUGCGCACUGGGAAGCAGAUGGCGUCGGAUUUCAAAGAUGGAUUAUGGACAUUCUUGGAGGAUAUCCGUCAAGCUACGGUUGGCGAAGAAGGAAUCAAUGCGACAGAGUCAAGGUCCAUGUAUGCAGUCCAUCGUUCAUCGUCUCGUCCGUCUCGACGGACCGGUAUGGACGCUACUGCAAGUCGAGAACAGUCCGUGGGAUCGUCGACCGCCGCCAGGCCUGCUACAUCGAAGAAGAUACCGGAGGCUAGGGCAUCCGUUUCGAAGCAGGAAGACGUCUCCUUCUGGAGUGAAUUCGGCAUUGACCCUCCCGAAAAGCCCAAAGCAAGUUACAGUUCUUCCAAGAAUAAGGGUGGAAAGCAGAAUGCUAAAGAGUCCAAUCUUUUGGAUGUGGAUGAUAACUGGGAUGUAUGGGAUACCCCUCAACCCAAAACCCAUACUCCAUCGUCAAGCAGUUCCACAUUCCCUUCUUCCAGGCGAGACCCAUCGCCUUCGACGGGGGCAAGCAGUCCUCGGACAAGUGCAAGACCUUAAAACCAUCGAAAUUGAAAAUGGCACCGACAGUGCUCCAUCUGACAGUAUUCCAUGGCCGGCGUUAACGAAGCUCCGGCCUUCGAAUUUAACACGGACAGCAUCGAGUUUGAUGGCCGAGUGGGAGCGGAGCCUAUCGCCCUCUCCGUGUCCUUCUCCCUCCAAUGAGGCUGAAUACAAAGACCUUAAAAACGACUGAAAGUCAGAAAGCCACCCGCCAAUGGUUACAUGACGCGCUAUGUUUUUUUAAGAUACCCAUCUGACAGCCUCAAUGCACCUACAAUAAUGAGAUCGCAAAUAUGACACACAUGUUUGGCUGCGCCUUUUACUUGCCACUUAGCAGAUAUAUCUUCCCUUCUUGCAAUUGUCACAGGACCCCUGGAUGACAUAAUGAUGCCGACAUGUAUAUUGCAUAAUAUUGUUGAUUUUUUUUUUCCUAAUCUUUUUUCUGGUAUAUUCUUGGGCUAUUCUAGUCAAUGACUUCAGGGAUGAAUGUCCAGUAGCCAUUAUAUAUUUUGACCAUAAUGUUGACUUCUUGGGUAGAUGGACAUUGGGUGUGUGAUGGAA
This is a messenger RNA of Coccidioides posadasii C735 delta SOWgp, 2067 nucleotides long. Lineage: Eukaryota; Fungi; Ascomycota; Eurotiomycetes; Onygenales; Onygenaceae. The record is from RefSeq and is a predicted model, not a curated record.